Molecule: messenger RNA, 1607 nt
Organism: Gymnogyps californianus (California condor)
Lineage: Eukaryota; Metazoa; Chordata; Aves; Accipitriformes; Cathartidae
Gene: GRAP2
Product: GRB2 related adaptor protein 2
Exons: 5
Coding region: 1-639 (212 amino acids)
Molecular function (GO): protein binding
Source: RefSeq, a predicted model, not a curated record
AUGGAAGCCAUCGCCAAGUUUGAUUUCAGUGCUUCUGGAGAGGAUGAGUUGAGCUUCCAGGCUGGGGAUAUGCUGAAGGUUUUGAGCUCCCAGGAAGAGUGGUACAAGGCUGAGCUCAGAAGUCAAGAGGGCUACGUUCCUAAGAACUUCAUUGAUUUUCACGUUCCCCCCUGGUUUGAUGAGAGGAUAUCCCGCCACGAAGCAGAGAACAUCCUCAUGAGCAAAGGAGUUGGCUCCUUCAUCGUCCGAGCCAGUCAGAACUCUCAAGGUGACUUCUCCAUCUCUGUCAGGCAUGAAGAUGAUGUGCAACACUUCAAAGUGAUGAGGGAUUCAAAGGGUAACUAUUACCUGUGGACAGAGAAAUUCCACUCACUAAACAAGCUGGUGGACUACUACAAGACGACUUCCAUCUCCAGGCAGAAGCAGAUCUUCCUGAGGGACAACAACCGAGAAGAGAAGCGAACGCUAUGGGUCCGUGCCUUGUACGACUUUGAUGCUAUGGAGCAUGACGAGCUGGGCUUCCGCAGUGGAGACAUCUUAGAGGUCCUGGACAGCUCCAACCCAUCAUGGUGGAAAGGACGUCUGCGUGGGGAACUGGGUCUCUUCCCUGCCAACUAUGUCACACCGGUGCCCCUGUGAGGGCACAGUAUGCCCCAGAGGGCCAUAUUGAAGCUGCUCUUCUGACAUGACAAGGACAGAGAGGAAGUGCAUCUUCCCUUGCCCCCAGGACAUACGGUGGUUUUGGUUUUGUCUUAAUUUAUUGGCAAUUGAUCUUUUGAAAUGUUGGUAUGAAAGGGAACCCUUUGAAGAGGAUAGGAAUUUUUUCCCCUAUUUUUCACAUCCGUGAAAGGGAGGGAGCAAAAAUCCUGGACUGUUCAUUGAGACCUUGCUGGAUCCUCCCUGCCCUGUCACUUCUUUGGCUAAGUAUUGAUAACUUCCUGCAAUUAGGUUUGUUCUGUGGAAAUGCACCUCAGACAAGUCAGGCUUCAGUAUUCAGGUAGCCCUACCCCUUCCUUUUGGAUCUGGCAGCACUCAUAGUCUCUUCAGGCUCCAUUUCACCUUUCUUUCAGAAGCGGGAGGAACACCCAGGUGAAUUAAAUGAUCAUUGGUAAUCACAUUAAUACUUCAGGUAGGGAAGGAAAGUGAGGGGGCCUUAGGCUGAGGUCCAAGGCAACCUUGACUUUUCUAAAUAGUUUCUGGCUUACCCCUCUAGUACUUUCUGUGGGUAUGGACUAUAUGGAGAUACCAGAUGAAGGGAAAGGAUCCUGGAAGCUUUUGUACAAACAAACCAGUGGUGAAGGUAUGGGAGGGCGAGAAGCUACUUUCUUUGCUCCUACUGAUAGUCCUGCUCUUCUUUCUGCACCCCAUAACACCACCUUGUCCCAUUUUCAAGCUGCUCUCUAAGGUACUUCUUACACUUCUGUUAGACAUCCUGGUUAGAGCAGGUCAGGCCCUUCAGUUAAAUUAAUAUCCACUGGAUCGGAUAACAAUUAAUAUCCCUCACUGGUUCCUUUUGUAAAACCGAAUUGGGGAGGGGUUGGAGGGAAGAGGUUUUUCUGGUUUGGUGGCAGAAGUUCUUUCCCUGAGAACGUGGGGUGUUCAGGAUC